GGGAAGCGAGCGGGGCGGCGGGCAGCACGGGUGCGGCGGCGGCGGCGGCGGCGGCGGCGGAGGGCCCCGCGCGCUGGGAGGAUGCCCGCGGCGCCCGCGCGACCAUGCAAUGGCGAGCGCUCGUCCUGGGGCUGCUGCUCCUGCGGCUCGGCCUCCACGGCGCGCUGUGGCUCGUCUUCGGGCUGGGGCCCAGCAUGGGCUUCUACCAGCGCUUCCCGCUCAGCUUCGGCUUCCAGCGCCUGAUGGGCCCCGACGGCCCCGCGCCCACCGCCCCGGGACCUGCUGACCAGCCCGGGGCUCCGGCGGGGCCGUCGUGGCUGCAGCCGCCGGGACCCGGGGCGGCGGCGGCGGGGCGGCGGCGGGCUCCGCGGCGGCCCCGGCCGGGCGUGUGCGGCCCGGCGCACUGGGGCGACGUGCUGGGCGGCCGGGGCCGCGGCCCGGACGAGUACGAGCGGCGCUACAGCGGCGCCUUCCCCCCGCAGCUGCGCGCCCAGAUGCGCGACCUGGCGCGGGGCAUGUUCGUCUUCGGCUACGACAACUACAUGGCGCACGCCUUCCCGCAGGACGAGCUCAACCCCAUCGACUGCGGGGGCCGCGGGCCGGACCGCGGGGACCCCUCCAACCUGAACAUCAAUGACGUCCUGGGCAAUUACUCACUGACACUUGUGGACGCGCUGGACACGCUGGCGAUCAUGGGAAACGCAUCCGAGUUCCAGAAGGCGGUCAAGUUGGUGAUCAACACGGUGUCGUUUGACAAAGAUUCCACCGUGCAGGUCUUCGAGGCCACGAUCAGGGUCCUGGGCAGCCUCCUGUCCGCCCACAGGAUCAUCACGGACUCCAAGCAGCCCUUCGGCGACAUGACCAUUAAGGACUACGACAACGAGCUGCUGCACAUGGCUCACGACCUGGCCGUGCGGCUCCUGCCCGCCUUCGAAAACACCAAGACGGGCAUCCCCUAUCCCCGGGUGAACCUAAAGACGGGGGUGCCCCCCGACAGCAAUAACGAGACGUGCACGGCCGGCGCCGGGUCCCUGCUGGUGGAGUUCGGGAUGCUGAGCCGGCUGCUGGGGGACUCCACCUUCGAGUGGGUGGCCCGCCGCGCGGUGAAGGCCCUGUGGAGCCUCCGGAGCAGCGGCACGGGGCUGCUAGGCAACGUCGUCAACAUUCAGACGGGCCACUGGGUGGGGAAGCAGAGCGGCCUGGGCGCCGGGCUGGACUCCUUCUACGAGUACCUCCUCAAGGCCUACAUCCUCUUCGGCGAGAAGGAGGACCUGGACAUGUUCAACGCCGCCUACCACAGCAUCCAGAGCUACCUGCGCCGGGGCCGGGAAGCCUGCAACGAGGGCGAAGGGGACCCCCCGCUGUACGUCAACGUGGACAUGUUCAGCGGGCGGCUGAUGAACACGUGGAUGGACUCGCUGCAGGCCUUCUUCCCGGGGCUGCAGGUCCUGAUCGGAGACGUGGAAGAUGCCAUCUGCCUGCACGCCUUCUACUACGCCAUCUGGAAGCGCUACGGGGCGCUCCCCGAGCGGUACAACUGGCAGCUGCAGGCCCCCGACGUCUUCUUCUACCCGCUGCGGCCCGAGCUGGUGGAGUCCACCUACCUCCUCUACCAGGCGACCAAGAACCCCUUCUACCUCCACGUGGGCAUGGACAUCCUGCAGAGUCUGGAAAAGUACACGAAAGUCAAGUGCGGGUACGCCACGCUGCACCACGUCAUCGACAAGUCCAAGGAGGACCGGAUGGAGAGCUUCUUCCUCAGCGAGACCUGCAAGUACCUGUACCUGCUGUUCGAUGAGGAGAACCCGGUGCACAAGGCCGGCACCAGGUACAUGUUCACCACCGAGGGCCACGUGGUGUCGGUGGACCGGCACCUGCGGGAGGCGCCGUGGAAGGAGUUCUUCCCGGACGAGCACGGGCGCGCAGCCGGGACGGCGCUGCACCGGCCGGCGGCUCCCCACCUGGAAGUCUUCAACUCCAGCUCCAACUGCAACCGCGUCCCCGACGAGCGGAGGUACUCGCUGCCCCUGAAGAGCGUCUACAUGCGCCAGAUUGACCAGAUGGUCGGCCUGAUCUGACCCGCGCUGCUCUGUGGGCCACGCCCGGCCCCGCGUGAGGUGGAGGCCGGGGUCUGGCCGACCGCGCGCCGCCGGAAUCUGGCGGCUCCUCGCCCACAUCCAGUGGCGUCCUGCUUCCCUUAGUGUUUCUCUGUUCAAUAAAUGCCCUGUUUUCUUA
Messenger RNA from Eptesicus fuscus (big brown bat), 2235 nucleotides. RefSeq names its product ER degradation enhancing alpha-mannosidase like protein 1 (gene EDEM1). Gene Ontology annotation, molecular function: calcium ion binding; mannosyl-oligosaccharide 1,2-alpha-mannosidase activity. Gene Ontology annotation, biological process: carbohydrate metabolic process; mannose trimming involved in glycoprotein ERAD pathway; endoplasmic reticulum mannose trimming. The transcript has 12 exons. Bases 105 to 2078 code for a protein of 657 amino acids. Gene Ontology annotation, cellular component: membrane; endoplasmic reticulum. Lineage: Eukaryota; Metazoa; Chordata; Mammalia; Chiroptera; Vespertilionidae. The record is from RefSeq and is a predicted model, not a curated record.